CUUUGACACCUGGAAGUGUGAGCACUGUGGGCAGUGGAGGCCGAAAUGGACGGGAGAACCGGAGCAUACCUAGGGGGCGAUGGUAUGUGGGGUCAAGAGAGCUAUGCGGCCGCCAGUGGCUAUACGAACUGGAACACAGGAGAAAGCACAGGAUAUGAACCGUACGACUACUCCUAUGACUACGGACCGGGCUCAUCUACCUCAUACGCUUACACCGAGAAGUCCUGGCAGAACUCGUACCCGACUCCCCCCAGCGAUGGCUCCGCGCAUUCAGGCCUCGUCAGCGAUGGCUUGGAAGCACAGUAUAUGCCCGCUGCGAGCUCCUAUGACGUAAAUCAAGGAAAAUAUGGAUAUUCAGAAGCAGAUGUGGGAUAUGGGAGCCGGAGGGAGCAUCGGCAUUCAUACCCGCAGCAUCGGUCAUGGACCGGAAGCCCCAGAGGAGGUUACAGGGGCAACUACGGGGUCCCGGCUCCAAUGAGAGGAGUGGGCCGCCCCCCACCGCUUCUUCCUCCAGGACAGUUUCCUGAGCUGGCCGGCUUCCAUGGGCUUAGAGCCUUCACGGGGAACUCGUACUUCGGUGGAGGUUUUAAGCAGAGGACAAAGCGAAGUUGGAAGGACCGAGCAGCUCAGAGGAAGGCUGCGAGGGAUGGGGGAGCCCCUCCAGAAAAGAAAAUGAAGAAAACUACUAGUAUUGAAGACCCAGAAGCAAAGUCUGAAGAAACGGCAUCUGAGGGAGAUGGAGAAGCUGAUGUAUCAGAAAAAAGUACCAAAGCUGAUGCCGAGGACAAGGAGGACGACGGCGGAAACCUAGGGGAUGUUGAGAAAGGUACAGAAGACAAACCAUCUUCUGAUAAAAGGCGGCAGGACCCGCAGAACAGGCGCCUGCGUGACAGGAUGGUGGAGAGGAUCCAAUUUGUGUGCUCUCUCUGCAAGUUCCGUACGUUUUAUGACGAUGAGAUGACUAAUCAUUUACAAAGUGACUUCCAUAAGGAACAUUUCCGCUAUGUGAGGGGCAAGCUUCCCCAGCAGAUAGCAGAUUUUCUGGAGGAAUACGUGACCCAAAAGAGAAAAAAGACAGAGGAGCGUCGCCAAGCCAUAUCGGACCUGAGUACCACCAUUCAGCAGAUUUACCGGGACCAGGACCUCACACAGGAUCUGGGAAUGGAGCAUUUUGUGAAGAAGGUUGAAGCGGCGCAUUGUGCUGCUUGCGAUAUCUUCAUCCCGAUGCACUUUGCUGCCCUGCAACGUCAUCUCAAGUCCGCUCUUCACAACCAGAACCGCAGGCACGUUAUGGAGCAGUCCAAGAAGACCGCGCUGGCGGUGGCACGCAGUAUACUGAAUAACAAGCUCAUUGGGGAAAAACUUGACCGUUACGUAAAGGGUGAAAAUCCAUUUACAGAAGACCAAGGUGAAAAUACAGAUGGUACCAAAGUGACCGGAGGCCCCGCGAAGGAGGAGGCAUUAGAGGAUUUCACAGCAGAGGAGCCGGUUGAAUGUUCAUCGGAUCAAAAUCCCCUGAUACCCGAGGCUCCUGUAACCGCGGCAGGAGAAGAUCAUUCACCGGAGGCGGCUGUUAGCGCCGUGGGGGACGGGGAUCCGUCGGAGUUCCCCAAAACCACAGCUGAGGGAGGGGAUACAACGGAGGCAUCAGAGGGACCAAUUAUCAGAGAUGGAACUGAGGAAGAGAACUCAUUCAUAAAAUAAACCACUGUCCCUCGGGUGUGAUCGGUCACCGUGGGGGCUUUAAAGGACUUUGGCUGAACCAUGAGUUACUUUACAUUAUAGAGUCGGGGGGCAUAUGACUGACGUAACUAGAAUGUAACAAAAAUCUAAUAUAUGUCAUAGGAAUUAUUUUUUUUGUCUUUUCCAUGCCUUGUACCACUAUCCUAAUAAAACGUCUUUCACUCCUCG
Spea bombifrons (plains spadefoot toad) is the source of this 1911-nucleotide messenger RNA. Its product is annotated as A-kinase anchor protein 8-like. The record is from RefSeq and is a predicted model, not a curated record. Gene Ontology annotation, cellular component: nucleus; nuclear matrix. The transcript has 13 exons. Gene Ontology annotation, molecular function: protein kinase A regulatory subunit binding; DNA binding. Lineage: Eukaryota; Metazoa; Chordata; Amphibia; Anura; Pelobatidae. The coding region runs from base 46 to 1704 and encodes 552 amino acids.